This is a messenger RNA of Funneliformis geosporum, 128 nucleotides long. The record is from the annotation of a GenBank genome assembly. Lineage: Eukaryota; Fungi; Glomeromycota; Glomeromycetes; Glomerales; Glomeraceae.
AAAAGUUGCUUGAAAACGAUAAAUCUGAUAUUCACUUGCUUGAUUUUCAUGCUGAAGCCACCGCCGAAAAGGCAGUAUUGGCUCAUUACUUAGACGAUAAAUUUCCGGGAAAAAUCACUGCCUUAUGA